Molecule: messenger RNA, 1176 nt
Organism: Carica papaya (papaya)
Lineage: Eukaryota; Viridiplantae; Streptophyta; Magnoliopsida; Brassicales; Caricaceae
Product: ferritin-like catalase Nec2
Source: RefSeq, a predicted model, not a curated record
CUUCACACACCACCAACCACUAGCCAAAAAGAGAUAAUGGCACUCACCUUCUCUGCUUCAUUGAUCUGUGUUCUUGUUCUGCAAUCUUUCCUCUUAAAAAUAAACUCGCACCCAUAUGGGUCUGAUGUGCGAAAGGGUGAUAAGGAUUUGCUAGAGUUCCCGUUGAAUCUGGAGUACUUGGAGGCUGAGUUUUUUUGCCAUGGCUCAUUAGGGUAUGGGUUGGACAAGGUUGCUCCCGAGCUGACCAUGGGAGGUCCUCCUCCUAUUGGUGCCAGAAAGGCCAAUCUUGAUCCCUUAAUAAGAGAUAUCAUGGAGCAAUUUGCAUGGCAAGAAGUUGGACACUUGAGGGCAAUUAAGUCGACGGUCAAAGGAUUUCCAAGGCCGCUGUUGGAUUUGAGUGCAGCAACAUUUGCCAAGGUGAUUAAUAGUGCAUUUGGGAAGAACUUGCGGCCUCCUUUUGAUCCUUAUGCCAAUAGCAUCAACUUCCUUACUGCAACCUACAUAAUUCCUUAUGUUGGACUUACUGGAUAUGUUGGAGCAAGUCCUAGGCUCCAAGGUGCUACUUCCAAAAGACUUGUUGUGGGGCUUUUGGGUGUGGAAUCCGGUCAAGAUGCUAUAAUCAGAGGAUUAUUAUACGAGAGGCUAAAUACGACAGUAAGACCUUAUGAGAGAACAAUUGCAGAGUUCACUGAUCGCAUAUCUAAUCUAAGGAACAAGCUUGGUAGAGCAGGGUUGAAAGAUGAAGGCCUUGUGGUUCCUAAAGAACUGGGCGCCGAAGGCAAGAUCGAGGGAAAUACACAUGCAGGAGACAAAUACUCGGUUUCCUAUGAAAGGACACCUGAAGAAAUUCUUAGAAUUGACUAUGGAACUGGAAAUGAAUCAAUUCCUGGUGGUUUUUAUCCAAAGGGAGCUAACGGUGCCAUUGCGAAAUCUUAUUUAUCUACCGCAAACUACUAAAAGUGGGAAACCUGACAGUUUUAAGUUACCACUGUCAAUUUAAGCAACUAUCUUGUGUGAUUAAUGUUGUUCUUUUGAGUCGAUAAUUAUGUCGUUUCAUAUCUUCUACGUAUCUUGUCUUUUUGACUAUUUAAUCCUACUCGUUUAUAAAUGUACAAGUUGUCAUAUAAAUAGUUCGAGAUAACCAAUAAAGUUAAGAAUCUCAUGUUCACAAUUCAA